Penicillium vulpinum is the source of this 531-nucleotide messenger RNA. RefSeq lists its product as uncharacterized. Lineage: Eukaryota; Fungi; Ascomycota; Eurotiomycetes; Eurotiales; Aspergillaceae. The transcript is spliced from 3 exons. The coding region runs from base 1 to 531 and encodes 176 amino acids. The record is from RefSeq and is a predicted model, not a curated record.
AUGGGUGACCGGGGAAAUUCGCAGCGGUAUAUAGACCGAAUGUCUCAAUUGCUUUCAUUAGGUUCACCUGAACCAAACAAUAUUGGGAGCCCCCGUAUAUCAAUCGCCGGCUCUGUGGACAACGAUUGCUAUUCCCAACAGACUGAAGAAUCCGAUGACGAUAGCAAGGCUACCUCUAUGGAUGGAUACAGUGAUGAAGAGGCAACUCAGGGACAACAGGCCAAGGAACAGACCAAGAAACGGGCUUUGGGUGGAGCUAGAUCCGUAAAGUUCUUGAUACCUGAGUAUUCCACAGAGUUAAUGGUCGAAUGUGUGGCAGAAUUGGAUGAACGGGUGCAAUCUAAUGCAGAGUCGCUCAAGGACCAGGACCUGUGGAAUCAGGGAAUGCAGCGAAAGUAUUUGGAUAUGAUUGGUGCUAUGGACAGGUUGAGUAAAGAAGUGGCCGCGUUAAGGAAACAAGUGGAGGUUUUGUCAAGUGGAGAUACAGUCAAAAGUCGAGAGACUGUGGGUUCGAAGCGUCAAAGGCAGUGA